AUGGUGUAUAGUGAAGUAAUAAUCGCAUCUUGUGGAUGUUGCAACUAAUUUUAAAAAUGUCCGCUGUGAGACUUUUUCAAUUUUGUAUGUAAAGUUAAACACAAAAAAACAUUCAACUACAUGUCAAAUACGAAAUAACGAUUCGUUUGGUAUGUAUCUGCGAAAAGUAUUUCCGUUUUAUACAAUUAAUAAAGUUGAAUAUCGUUUCCGAGACUGUGAUUCUUUUGUUUCCGCAUGUUAUUAUUUCCAUUAUAACGCGUGUUCCAAGCUUUGAAGUUGUAAGUCGUUUAGUAACAAGAUCACAAAGAUUACCAAAAGAAAAGAAAAAGAAAUUCCCGAUUUGAUCUUUUAGUUCACGGAUAUAAAAAAAUAGCGAAAAUGAUAAAACCGGAUACGGUCGGAAAGAGAGGAAUUUCAGUUGAUGUCGGUCGAUAAAGCAUGCGGAAAUUCAGCUGGGAAGAAAGUGACAAUUCCAAGUAGAUUCCGAGUAGAUCGCGGACAUCGGGAAAAGUCGGGUUAGAGGUAGAGGGGGGAGGGGAGAGGAGAGAAAAAAGGGAACGAGAGAGAUGCCGAAGAUGUAGAUCGAGAGGACGCAGGCGCGUGUGCGAUCAAUAAAUAGGCUAACUCAGUCGAGGACAGGAGAUCAGUAGCAUACGAACACGCAAGCAGCGAGGGUGGUAGCGCGUGUAAUAUUGUGUCGGGUGAGGCGUACGAAAACAACAGAGCACCCCUCCCCGGCGGACGGUGUAAAACGGGCUGCCAGCGGUGAGGCUGCAGAGCAGGCCGCUCGUCCAGCAUGCAACCACCACCGAGAAAAGUAAGCCCGACAUCUUUCGUCUUGCAUCUUCGUUCGCAAAAUUUUCUUCUCUAUCAGCUCUCUGUACAGUUCUUCCUCCUGUUCUUCUUCUUCUUCUUCUCUUGCACUUCUUCUCCACACUGCAAUUGCAGCGCGUUCAACGUGUACCCCCUCGGAAACGAACGAAUGGACUUCCUUCCACCUUCAAGCAGGUUCAAACGAUUCAACAUGGAAUCGCGAGAAAUGAGGCUCUCGAGAGUGUUACCGUGUUAAGCAGGUGUUAAGCAGAAGUAAUGCACGAAAUUUGGCCGCGUAUCGAUCUUCGGCGAUAUCUUACGGGCGAAAAUUGACGUAAACCCGCGCUCGAACGUUGCCACGAUAGGAAAAAUCGAUGAGCACUUCGGUUCCUCGCCACGGAAUCUAUAUCAAAAGCUGACCUGAAAAAUGUAUGCAACGGGCCAAAGACCCGGGUAUUUAAUACCUGUCAGAUCGAAACGAACCUGUGCCUCCUACAGAUAACGACUUCCUCCUACCCUUUGCGAAUUCUCCCUUCCAGAGAUUUAUUUUCCUCGCGCAGAUAUAUCUGAAAUUUCCGCCUGUCUCCUUUAUUAUAUAACAAGUACACUAUGCUCUCGUCGAGAUCGAUCCCGAAAAUUUCGAAUGUAGGACGAUUUUUCAGAAGGCCGUGUUCCCCCCCCCCCUCUAUGCCCCCUCCACGCCGCGAGAAGCUUUUGUCAAAUCAAAAAUUAAGAAAGAGGAAGGAUCUUUGAUUUUCCUUAUGAGAUUUCUAAUCUCGCGAAUAGUGUCAUAUGUUGUUCGAGGAAUCGAUGGGUUACGGCGAAGUACGUGUUUUUGUUAUAGUGAUUUGAUCUUCCCACGCCCUCAGACGUGGCCAAUACAUUGUUCACAGGAUAAUAAACCCUGCGAGGCAAAUAUUCUAUUCAAAUAUAAGCGCAGUUCCACGAAAUAUUUUCCCACCGAUUAAUUCCACGAGCGACAACUGAGCGAAGGUAGUUUCAGAAAAUUCGUCGAAAAAUUUCGAUCAACUUUGUCUCAAAUAAUACGACAACAGGAUUCCCCGGCCCAUUUAUCAAGAUAGCGAACCUCGCUUCAACGACAAUGAAGUCUCGCAGUUAAAGAUCGGGAGAUUCCUGACCCACUUCCAUCUACCGGAUGUCAGUCGAGUGAUAAGAGUCCAGGGUGAAGUCCGCGUAUUUUACAACGCGAGAGAGCGUUUCGAAAACAUAUUUCCUUUCGGCGGAAUUUGACCCAGCUCUCGGCUUGGUACGCUCCUCUGUUUGCUCGUCAGUGACUGGAAAUUUCCCGUCGCCUCUUCCGGACAAUUUCAUGUUUACCCACUUCCUUACACUCAAGAAAAUUUCCCUCUCGCAAGAACGGGCUCGAAGACGCAAGCCUUCCGUUUGAAAAUUUCAACGACGCUAAUUAUUUACAAGGCUGGAAGCAGCGUAAUUCCACAGAGAUAUCUCUUCUUCGUUUCAAAUAAUGUUCAUCGAGCCACUUCGAUCGAUAAGGUGUUCUUCAAAAACAAUGACUUACGAGUCACGAUCGCGAGUUCCUUUUCGACCUGCCCUUUUCGUCCACUAUUGUUUAGAUUCUAUUUUCCUUUCCGCUAGAUUAUCAUCUAUACUUUGUCGAGUACGCCUAGCACGAGUUAAAAGUCUGACCUUUACCUACGUCUCUUUACGGGCCGUAGAUAAAAAAACUCUGUAGAUAAAAAACUGUUCUUGGAAAAGCCGGUAAUUACUCGUACCACGAGAGGUGGUGAAGUAACAGAUUUAUUGAAAAUCUCAUAGUUUAUACUGGGCUACAAACGAAGCUUUUUUUUUUUUGUCGUUAUUUGACAUUAGUCCAUUAGCGUGUUUGUCGAAACUUGAAAAUUUGCAUUGUUCUCGAAAAUGAUAAAACAGCUUUCCCCACUUAACGAUCCAUUGAAUAAUGCAUGAUAUUACUAGCGCAUACACACACGACAUACGUGUAAUUAUAUAUAUAUAUGUGCCUUUAGGCCAUGAGCACAUCUGCGCGAUGCACGUAAAAAUCCUUAAAAAUAUUGGAAAUCGAUAAGGGAAUAGUAAGUGAAAUUUCAAUAACUAGACACAACGUAUCGUCCCCCUGCAUAUUGAACGACUGUUCAUUAGAGUUCACGAGGUCAAUGUGAGUCCUAAUGCAUAAAGGGAAUAUCGAUGCACCACCUUGCGCUACAAAAUUGAACUUGAUUCCCCAACAAUGUUAUCGCUGAUUAAAGCAUUACCCUCGCACACUUUCCUAUACGUCAAUUAAUACCUCGGCAAUGUAUAAGGGAAAAGAAAAGAGGGAUAAAACUUUUUAUCUUACCUUUUUCUUCCCUUUCCUUUUCUUCUUUUUUUCUCUCUUUGUGCUCGACAAGAUUAUAAAGUGGUAAACCAAAAUUUGAGAUAUCUUUAUUGAAUACUUAAACACUCGAGUGGCAAUUUACGUCCAAUAGAACUUUAUGUACGAGUAGUUGUGUCAAUACUUAUUUUCAUGUUCAAAAACAUACGGACGAUCGAAUUGUAUAUUUCUCUUCAAGUGUUUAUUCGCUAUUCUAGAUAUAGAAUAUAGACUAGAUUAGUGGAAGUAUAGUAUUCAUUACUAGUAUAGUGUAGUGUUCUACUACUAUAGUAUUCGUUAACGUUAUCGUUGCCAAGUUAACUCUACUGUACGGAUAUUUUGGCGACGAGCCAAAGGAUACGCCUCCGUUUGUCACAAAAUCGAAACAUCACUCCAGAGAUACAUGUGCGUAACGUUAAUAAAAACUAACGACAGUGAUAAAAACAUUUACAGGGAAAUUUCACAAAGUUUCUUAAGAAUGUACACGCAGAGCAGGCGGCAAAGUUACAAGCGAAAAACCAGCAUGAGUGCGACCUUCUGGAAGAUAUACGGUAAGUCUUAAACUUAUGUAAAAAGAGGAUUAGAUAAAAGCUGUUUAGAUAACCUAAAACUUAAAUUAUUUUACAUUACCGAUCCGUCGAAAUUCUUCGACGUGACAAACUUCUACCUUCGACGAACUUUGCAUUAUUUCACAAAUGAGUUGACAUUUGCUACGUACAUACUUGUACUGAAAAAUGUCCUACAGCAUGUGUAAGCUUAUUACAUUCAAUACAAAGUUCACGUAUAUACUUGUUUUACUUGAAAAUACUAUCUGUGCAGAAUAACGUGUAAAAUAAUUGUUUGACACGUCGAGAAUUAUUUAUAUAUAUAUUUUUAAAACAUAAACGUUUCAAAUAUAUUUUCCAGCAACUUUACGAUAAAAAAAUCUGCGAUUGAAAAGUCAUAUUCGGAGGUAAGAGAUUAUAUCUGUGAUAUUUACAUCAUCAAGUUUGCAUUAUUACCGACCGAAUGUUCAUUCUAGGCACUGCUUAAAAUAUCCUCCGCGUAUUUGAAUAAAAAGAUACCAAACAUUCCGGACUUGAAAGUCGAUGGUGCAGAGGAAAAAUGGUAUUAACAAAUUAUUGAAAUAUACAAUGUUAUUUUAUUUUUAAGACUCGAGGCGUCCGAAUUAAAUUCGAAUAAUUGUUAAUUUCAGGAACAUGUGGAACGUUUGGCGGACUGUCUUGGAAGAAAACGAAAAAUUGGCCAGAGCGCGGCUAGCCGCGGUAGAAGUUUUUCAGCAGCAAAUCGCCGACGAUGCAAAAAGCUUAAAGAUGCACAAACUACAAAUCUCUAAGAAGGCAAUCGACCAAUUAAUGAUAGUACAAAAAGAGCUGCAAAUGUGCGUGCAAGAUGUAGACAAAACAAAGAAAUUGUACUUCGACGAAGAGCACAGUGCACACGAUGUACGCGACAAAGCGAAGGAUAUCGAAGAAAAGUAAGCUCGAAACGCGACGCUUUGGAAGAGAAGUCAACAGGAGCUCGAAAUGAUUAUUUGCUUAGUCUCGCCGCUGCCAAUGCACAUCAGAAUAGGUAUUUUGUAGUCGACUUACAAAACACUAUGCAAUAUUUAGAACAAGGUGUUUACGAUAAAGUUGCAGAAUAUUUGACGCUAAUGGGUCGCACAGAACUCUUGACCUGCUUAGCUACGCAAAAUAGUUUCGGCAAAAUUCGUGACCAAGCGCAACAACUCACCAGAGAGUACAAUAUACAGUGUUGCUGUUUGUAUUACCCUGUCUUGAAGCAACAUAUACAAUACGAUUUCGAACCUUGUGACAGCGAUCCGGUAGAAAGGAUAACAGCUGAUCAUUCUGCUGCAGCUACGCUCGGAAAGGAAGCUCGUCGCUGGUCGACGAGAAUAGCUCGCGAAAUAAGCAGCAUUCGGGAGAAUAGUAGAAAAGUACAAGUUCUUCUGCAACUAAAAGAGUCUGGACAAAAGUGAAUGUUGACGAAUGGCUACAGGAGGCGGAAACAUUAAGUGUUCAAGAUAUGCCACGUUCGGCUAGCUCUCUUUCUGUCAGAACAGAUGCAUCGGGGACGGCGGAACAUCCGUCCUCGGAUUCGUUCUACGACAGCGAUGGAGAUGGUGGCAGCGACCUGACGACCGUCGAACGACCGGGCAGCGCACGAAACGUUCCUCAACAAGAAGAAGAAACAACUAAGGAAAGACAAAGACACGAUAGCGAAGAAGUUGAUGCUUUGCUCGAGCAAGAGAAACAACGAAUAGAACAACUUACAGUUGGUUGGGACGAUCCGACAGCUGUCGACUGGGAUAACGAAGAAAAAGAAGAACAGACUGAGAUUCAUGAAACAUCUGAAAUGUCCUCUACCCAGCCAAUAUACAAGUGUACCGCGCUCUAUUCAUACACGGCGCAAAAUCCCGACGAGUUAUCAAUCGUCGAAAGCGAGCAACUAGAAGUUGUUGGUGAAGGCGACGGCGAUGGGUGGCUGCGAGCGCGAAAUUAUCGUGGCGAAGAAGGCUUCGUUCCUCAGAAUUAUCUUGAUGUUGAAAGGGAGACAACAUCCAGUCUCACUUCCCAAGGACCAGGUCUAGUACAACAAAUAUCCUUCUCCUCAGUAGAUUACACAAUCGACGACCACGACGCAGUAGAUCCAGAUGCUAAUUUACAAGCUGCAGCAUCAGAAACUAUUGUACAAAAUCAUAUUGGAGAAAUGGAGCAAUAUUGUAUUGCCCUUUACGACUAUGAUGCUACAUGCGACGAAGAACUUAGUUUCCUUGAAGGCGAUAUCUUAAAAGUCGUAAAAAAAGAACCACACGACGUCGAUGACGGAUGGUGGGAAGGAGAAUUACGUGGACAACGAGGAUUAUUCCCAUCCUUAAUCGUAGAACCUUGCGCUGCAGACGGUUCACCUUUGACUCCACAGGAUGAUGUAACGCCACCAAGCUCUGCACCCCCAGUGUUUACACCACCUGAAAUUCCAGAAUUUUUAUUAGAAAACGAAAUAACGGAAAAUAUGAUGAAAGAAUCACAAGAUGAAAAAUCCAGUAAUGCAAACAUCGAACAACAGCAUCGACAAGAGGGUUUCAUAAUAAAUCUUUCAAAGGACCAAAAAAGUCAAUACGGCUCGCAGUUUGGAGCCGAUAAUUCCGAAGAGCCUGGUAUAGUAGGUAGAUGAUGAAAAAGCAAAGUAUCUGAACAGUGAUCAAUCUAAAGAUGAUUUCGGACUUGGGGUUGCGCAAAUUGUAAUUACCGCAGCGACGCCAAUGGAAGAAAUUGAACAUCCAUUCCCUGAGUUGGAAGAAACCGCUGAUGAUACAGUGAAAUCGACAGGAAGUUCCGAUGGUGAUUUACCUUCAAGCACGACUACCGAUGUGAACGAAAGUGACUGCAAAGAAGCUACUGUAAUAAUGGAUGAAAGAGAAGAGCAAGAAAUUACAGAAGCACCCGAGGAUAUUGAAGAAAAAUCAACGGUUGAUGAUUUACCGACAGAUUCAGCACCAUUCCCAGUUAGUAGCAGCUCUGGAAGUGAAGCGGACUCAACGUCCGGGCCAAGUACAGCAGAUAAUUCUCAGUCUAUACCAUCCCGUGGUACCGUGAUUGAAAUACAAGAAACAGAAGAAGAUAUUGAGAUUGUACCGGAAAAAAUGGUAGUAGGAGGAAGGGCAAGUAUUCCAGAUGAAUUACAACCCGAUCAGCUAGAGAAGCUGCAAAAUCUGAAAGAAUCAAAUGCCUAGGAUUGACUAGACCUCGGAGAUGCUGAUUAUCCUGCCUUAUCAAAUAAACUGGCUCUUCCGAAAAAUCAUCAAAAUAAAUUCCAGCAUUUACUGGAAUUUUGGAAAUCUCCAGAGGUUAUUGGAAAGAAAGACUAAUGAAUAACGGGACAACUAAACGAUUUUUA
This is a messenger RNA of Heterotrigona itama, 7063 nucleotides long. Lineage: Eukaryota; Metazoa; Arthropoda; Insecta; Hymenoptera; Apidae. The record is from the annotation of a GenBank genome assembly.